Stegodyphus dumicola is the source of this 743-nucleotide messenger RNA. Its product is annotated as DNA (cytosine-5)-methyltransferase 3B-like. The record is from RefSeq and is a predicted model, not a curated record. Lineage: Eukaryota; Metazoa; Arthropoda; Arachnida; Araneae; Eresidae. Gene Ontology annotation, cellular component: nucleus.
AUGUGUGAAAGAUAUGCAACCAAUUUUUGGCUGAAAUUAGAAUCAGAUGUGAAAGGUAUUAUUAUUGUACAGAAUGAUGCAUGGGUGUGCUACUUGUGUAAAUCUGAUCCUGAUAGGUCAUGUCUCAUUAAGCGGCGGAAGAACUAUGAAACUAUUAUGUAUACUCCUCCACAACCACCAAAAGAAAAAUUACCAAUCUGUGUGAUUUCUCAGAGUGAUAUAUGCCAUAAAGUUUUAAUGAAGGAAAAGAUAAUAAUAGAAAAGUAUUGUAUUCAACCUUGUAACGAUGCAGGAUCCUGUGAGCAUACAAAAUAUUCUGAAAAAUAUGAGGAUUUUUCUGAAAAAGAGUUUGCAGAUAUUGGUGCAGAUUUAGUUUAUGGAUCAUAUGUAUCAAAUGGCAAUCUAGAGGACAGGAAAGCAUGUGUUGCUGACCUUUUUGUAGCAUUCUUCAGAUUUAUUUUUAGACUAGAUAAUGCAAGGUUGCAUAAACCUUAUGUUUUCUUCAUAUUUAUUGCUAAUGCAAGUAUUAUGGAUGAAGAAAUUUUAACUCGUGCCAAAAGAUUUGUUAUGGUUGAACCAUUAUGUUUUACAGUGGAGAAAAGAGAUUAUAUUAUUUGGUGCAAUAUACCAAAUGCCAGGUAAAUUUUUUGUUAGAAAGUCUUCCCAUUAAUUAUGGCUUUAUCAUGUAGUAAAAAUACAUCUGGUUUUGAUGAAUUAAAAAAUAAAUAAAGAAAGAAUUUAAG